AUCUAGAACACGCCCGCCUCAGCAGGGACGUCGAGGUGGACCAACAGGUCCAGGACGCCGAAAAAUCGGCCAAAAUAGGGGGUGAACAAAGGGUCGACCGUGCUGUAGAAUUGCUGGAAAAGGACUUGUUCUUUCCCUACUUUCUGCAGCGCAUGCACUUGGUAUGACAGUCGUGCACAACUCCCCCUCGUUGUUCUCAUUUCUCAUGCAAAAGCCCGAAUCCAAUUGCUCCCUUGUGUCACUAUUGUGCUUGACAGAUUCCGCAAGCCCAAAUAGUACUACACUAGGUGCAUGAAUUUGUCAUGCACAGGCUCCGCGUUUGCUGGUGUUUGUAUUGCUGUUCAUGCAAUACAAAUGAGGGGGAGGGGGAGUUGUGCCCUGUCAUCCUUGGUUACGGACGGCAGCGGGAAGUUCCAC
Amoebophrya sp. A120 is the source of this 417-nucleotide messenger RNA. The record is from the annotation of a GenBank genome assembly. NCBI's taxonomy places the organism in Eukaryota, Dinophyceae, Syndiniales, Amoebophryaceae.